AUGGAGGAGAAUCCGACAUUUAGGAGCUCCAAGAUUAGUCGACUGCCGGCACCGUCGAUGUCGAUGUCAAUAGGGGCUGGAGGGGCUGGGCUCACGGAAUGGAGCGAAUCGCAACAUAAUGCCCGCAUUGCAUCGACGGCAAGUUCGUUGUCGGCUCUGAAGAAUCUGAAGCGAGAGAUUCCUCAGCCAGCAUCGCAAUCUGACCCGAAGCGCAAACCUCUUUCUGAUCGCGCCCUCGAAUAUCCUCCAAAGCCAGCCUCACAUGUUCCCGCCGCAGCUGGUAUCAGAUCAAAUAUGAGGCCUCAGAGCCUGGCUGGAAUGUCCUCUGGGCUCAAGCAACCCUCGGCCACCCAGUCACGAUACGGCGCAUCUUCAAAUGUCUUUAGCAGAAACCAGGCCGCACGAAACGGUGCCCCGACAGCCACAUCACGAGUCAAUGGAGUGAACGGCGUCAAUGGCGUCAACGGACGUCCUGGCCAUGCCCGAUCCAAGAGUCAAGCGCCUCGGCCGCGUACGGCCCAUGCUCUCCGUGAAGAAGACCGAUACGAAGCCCCAACCAACAAUGCCUGGGACGUCGAUGGUCGAGUAGUUGAUAUGGAGUCUCAAUUCAAAGAGCUCAAGGAGAUGGUGAAUACUACACUGAGCGAACGAAAGGGACAAGACGAUGCUCUUGAACUUGCCAAGAAGCGAGUGCAAGAGUUGGAGGGUGACAGAGAGAAACUUGACGUGAGGAACGACGCACUCAAGUCCGAUCUUGACGCAGCAAGAGAAGAGGGACGCCAAAUUCGACAUGAGAUGGAGAAACAGAAGUGGGAAUACCAACGACAAGUGGAUGACCUGGAACGAAAGCACCGAGAAAGGAUUGACGAUAUGUCAAGGCAACAUCGAACCGCAGUCGACGAGCUUCGAAGGGAACUGGACCGAUUGAAAGAGCAAGAGACGAAAGACCACGAGCAAAAGAUCGAAAGCCUAACUAGAAUUUACCAUCAAGAGCUAGCUGAAGAGCGACAGAAGAAGGACCGCGAAAUCCAGGAACUACGACUCCGGAUGGGCAAUGAGCACCAAGACAUGGGAAUGGCCAUCCAGAAGAAGGAUCGGGAACUUCAAGAAGUCAACUCUCAAGUGGAAGGCCUUCGAGGAGACCUCGAGCGAGAACGUACCCUGAAGAACAGCCUACAAACGAACAUCGCCGAGCUUUCAGCAGCUAACACAACCCUCGAAGCCAAGAUCAACUCACUAAAAUCGCACGUCGAAUUUCUGGAAUCUGACAGUAAGGCACAAUCCGACUCGUUUGCUAGCAUGGAAGCGCGUCUCCAAGAAGCUCUGCGCAUUGCAGAAGAGGCCCAGCACAAACUCAUCAAGGAGGAGACAGAACGCCGAGUGCUGUUCAACAAGUACCAGGAGCUCAAGGGCAACAUCCGAGUCAUGUGUCGUGUGCGACCUGCACUUGGCAAUGGUGAGGGCGAGGAGGCCAAGAUGUUGUUCCCUGAUGACAAGACAUCUGCGGAAAUCGUUCUGGCUGGUCCUGAGGAGAAGAGCAGUUUGGGACAGAUCACACGAAAGAACUACCCGUUCGAGUUUGAUCGCGUCUUCGUUCCUGGCACUCAGAACCAGGAGAUCUUUGGCGAAAUCUCCCAGCUUGUUCAGAGCGCUCUUGAUGGAUACAACGUUUGUAUCUUCUGUUAUGGUCAAACUGGAUCCGGAAAGACACACACCAUGUCUUCAAACGAUGGUAUGAUCCCUCGUGCCACCCACAUGAUCUACGACACCAUCACCAAGCUCAAGGAGAAGUCUUGGGAGUACACAAUGGAGGGCUCAUUCGUUGAGGUGUACAACGAGGAGCUCAACGAUUUGUUGACGCCAAAUGAGCGAUCGGCGAAGAGGCUCGAGAUUCGACAUGACGAAGCUCGCAAGCAGACAACCAUCACAAACUGCACGUCAGUCCGUCUUGACAGCCCGUCAAGUGUGGAGACGAUGCUUGAAGAGGCGCAGAAUAACCGAUCAGUGGCUGCCACCAAAGCCAACGAGCGUUCAUCUCGUUCUCACAGCAUCUUCAUCCUGAAGUUGAUCGGAGAGAACUCUGCUACAGGGGAGCGCUGCGAGGGUACGCUUAACCUAGUCGACUUGGCUGGUUCCGAGCGUCUCAAACACUCGCAGGCCGAGGGCGACCGUAUGAAGGAGACUCAAAACAUCAACAAGAGUCUCAGCUGUCUUGGUGAUGUUAUUGAGGCCCUUGGUCGAGGUUCAGGACACAUUCCAUACCGCAACUCCAAGUUGACACACUUGCUGCAGUACAGUUUGGGCGGCAACAGCAAGACGCUGAUGUUUGUCAUGGUGUCGCCUCUUGAGCAGCAUCUGAAGGAAACAUUGACGAGUCUUCGAUUUGCAACAAAGGUGCACAACACUCAUAUUGGUACAGCCAAGGCUACCAAGAAGGUUCGCGAUUCUACAUAG
Messenger RNA from Fusarium musae, 2454 nucleotides. RefSeq lists its product as uncharacterized. Gene Ontology annotation, molecular function: microtubule motor activity; microtubule binding; ATP binding. Gene Ontology annotation, biological process: microtubule-based movement. The record is from RefSeq and is a predicted model, not a curated record. The transcript has 7 exons. Bases 1 to 2454 code for a protein of 817 amino acids. NCBI's taxonomy places the organism in Eukaryota, Fungi, Ascomycota, Sordariomycetes, Hypocreales, Nectriaceae.